CUUUAACUACUCAGGACAAUAUGAAAUGGACUCCUCUUCAUCAUGCAUGCCAUUCUGGCCGAUUAGACGUUGUGGCUCAUUUAGUUGAGGCGGGAGCUGAUGUAAACGCUAUCAGUCUCAAUGGAGGAACUCCAAUAACUCGUGCAAUCGAGUCUUCUGCGUUCGAUGUAGUUAAAUACUUGCUUGAAAAAGGAGGAGCAAAGCUAAGAACUGAAACACGAAAAGGAAAAACUCCACUGGAACUCUCUCAUGAUUGGUCAGAUCCAAAUCUGAUUAGUUAUUUGGAAGAAAAAUUUAGCAAAUUACCUGCACUCAAAAAAACCGCAAAAAAUCAAAAAGCUAAAAAAACUCCAGCAAAAAAAAUAGAAAGUCCCAAAGUUACUACAAAUCAACGUUCUCCAAAAAAGAAUAUCGGUCUAGACUCUUCAUUUAAGUUAACAUAUAACCUGGAAAGACCUGCAUCUGUAUUAGAAAGGAUGACGUUUGACAAUGACGCAAUAUUUUAUUCACGAAAUGUUUGGAAAAAACAAAUGACCACACGUGACCUCAUUCGUCAAAGAGUCGAGCAAAGAGAAAGGAAUGGCUGGGAAAUUGACUUUGAUGAUUUUAAAAUGCCAUUUUCCAAAAAUAUUUCAGAUAAACUCAUAAAUAUUAAUAAAACUUAAA
Octopus sinensis (East Asian common octopus) is the source of this 666-nucleotide messenger RNA. Its product is annotated as ankyrin repeat and EF-hand domain-containing protein 1-like. The coding region runs from base 21 to 665 and encodes 214 amino acids. The record is from RefSeq and is a predicted model, not a curated record. Lineage: Eukaryota; Metazoa; Mollusca; Cephalopoda; Octopoda; Octopodidae. The transcript has a single exon. Gene Ontology annotation, molecular function: protein binding.